UUACGUCGGCCGGUGUCGUACAUUUUGCAGAAUCACCAUGGCGUUGAAAGAGACUGCGGGGCUGUAUGAGACUCUCAAGGCAGAAUGGAACAAGAAAAACCCAAACCUGAGCAAAUGUGGGGAACUUCUUAGCAAACUUAAGAUUUCAUUACUGGAGCUGAACUUUUUACCUACAACUGGGUCUGCACUCACCAAGCAGCAGCUCAUCUUAGCUCGUGAUGUCCUUGAAAUUGGAGCCUUGUGGAGUAUCCUCAAGAAGGACAUCCCAUCCUUUGAGAGAUACAUGGCUCAGCUAAAGUGUUACUACUUUGAUUACAAGGAUGAACUGCCUGAAGCAGCCUACAUGCACCAGCUACUUGGACUGAACCUGCUCUUCCUGCUGUCACAGAACCGUGUGUCUGAGUUUCACACAGAACUGGAGAGGUUGAGCGCACGAGAUAUUCAAACCAACGUAUACAUCAGACACCCAGUGUCCUUAGAGCAGUACUUGAUGGAGGGAAGCUACAACAAGGUAUUUCUGGCCAAAGGCAACAUCCCUGCAGAGAGCUACACCUUUUUUAUAGAUAUCCUGCUUGACACAAUUCGGGACGAGAUUGCAGGUUGCAUAGAGAAGGCGUACGAGCAGAUCCAGUUCAGUGAAGCCACUCGUGUGCUUUUCUUCAGUUCCCCAAAAAAGAUGACAGACUAUGCCAAGAAGAGGGGAUGGAGUUUGAGCGCAGACGGCUAUUACUCUUUCACCAGUCAGCAGCAGCGGACAGAGGAGGUGACCAUCCCCUCCACGGAGCUGGCACAACAGGUCAUCGAAUACGCACGACAGCUGGAAAUGAUUGUGUAAUCCGCCCCCAGGAACACUCUCAGCCAUGUACAGACACACUCAGACAAACACGCCACCGAUCCAGUGUACAUCCAGUCAGCUCAGAUGCAGUUUCACUAAAGGGAUAUGACUUCAUUUAUUGCCAGAGCGGUUGAUUUGUUGCCCAUACCUCAAAAAAUCAAUCAACAUUUAUCUUUUCUGUUCUCAUAAAUCCACCUGCAGGUCUUCCUGUCAAUUGAGCACUUGCUACAUGUCUAUCUUUAACGAAAGAUAUCUAAAGGUUUAAGAGUUCAUUAUUUUACCCAAGAUGCCGUCUGUCAUGCAUUAAAACAGAGCUUUUUAUGGAUCAUUCCCAAAUAGUGAUAGCAAAACAAGAACUUCAUGCCCGGCCACUUUGAGAACUUGGGCCUCGGUUCUUUUACAACUACAGCGUUCAGUUCAUCACAAUCACCACCCCGUGGCUUCUAGUGUCACACAACUGUCAACACACCUCAAGCUUUUCUUUUUGUACACAAAGGUUUCUCCUCAGUAGAACUCACAGAAAUGUAUUGCCCUUGCCUUGUAUCUGCAACCAAAUGGUUUGCCAUUGAAGUUUGUGUUUUCUAAAUAGUAACGCCUCUUCCUCCCUCGAUGGUUUGUAAUCCAGUUGAUCUUACAAUGCAAAUAUUUGUCUGCAAUAAACGACUCGGAAAAUAAACUUUUUGAACGAC
Messenger RNA from Stegastes partitus (bicolor damselfish), 1524 nucleotides. RefSeq names its product proteasome 26S subunit, non-ATPase 8 (gene psmd8). Lineage: Eukaryota; Metazoa; Chordata; Actinopteri; Pomacentridae. Bases 38 to 835 code for a protein of 265 amino acids. The transcript is spliced from 7 exons. Gene Ontology annotation, cellular component: nucleus; proteasome regulatory particle, lid subcomplex; cytosol. The record is from RefSeq and is a predicted model, not a curated record. Gene Ontology annotation, biological process: proteasome-mediated ubiquitin-dependent protein catabolic process.